This is a messenger RNA of Amphibalanus amphitrite, 6538 nucleotides long. Its product is annotated as protein fantom-like. NCBI's taxonomy places the organism in Eukaryota, Metazoa, Arthropoda, Thecostraca, Balanomorpha, Balanidae. The coding region runs from base 168 to 4613 and encodes 1481 amino acids. The transcript has 16 exons. Gene Ontology annotation, biological process: non-motile cilium assembly. The record is from RefSeq and is a predicted model, not a curated record. Gene Ontology annotation, cellular component: ciliary transition zone.
GUCGUUUUUGGGUCGCAUUUUCAGAUAUUUCUCACGUGCUAUAUUGAAAUGUGGAUUUUUGCACAUUCACAUUGACAUUCAAGAUUUGAAUGAAACACAUCAAGAUCAAGAUACAACUGCUCAUGAGCUGCUAAUGAAGGGAAGGGCUAAGUAAUUAGCCUUGUGAGAUGGAUGGAGAUGAAAAUGACAUGAUACCAGUGAAAGACAUGUCAGAGAAGGAUAAGCACACCCGAGGCUUGUAUCAUGACAAAGACUCAUCGCUGGUGCAGGAGCGGGCUGGCAUCUCCAAGCUUUCGCGGGAGGAGCUGGAGGACCGGCACCUGCGGCUGCUGGAGGAGAACCAGAUCCUCAAGAAACACUGCCACAAACAGGAGGACAAAAUCAAAAGGCUGGCCACCAAACUGCUGCGGCUGGUACAGGACCGCAAGAAGUCGGGUGAGGCGGCCGGCGUGCAGCGCGACCCGGAGACGGCCGAGCUGAUUCAGUCCCAGCAGGACCAGAUCCGGCAGAUGGGGCGGCAGAUCACACAGCUCAAGGACAAGCUGCUGGUGGCGCGUCAGCAGGUCACCACCAGCCAGGGCAGCAGACCGGGCCGACCGCUGGCACCCAAGGCGGACACACUACGGCGACCCUCGUCCCGACCCAGCUCCAAGACCAGCGGCUCGCAGCGGCGGCAGCCGGCCGGCUCUGUCGACCAGCAGCUGCCGCCGUACGCCGAGCAGCUGCUGGUCGAGGCGCGCGAGGCAGCUGCCCGGCUGCAGCAACAGUCAGCUGCCCUGGCCCAGCGGAAUCGCGAGCUGGACGAGACAUUCUCGACACUGCGUGAACAGUGCAACAUGUACGAACAGGAGCUGGAGAUGCUGAAGGAACAGAGUCGUGUCAAGGAUCUGGAGCACGAGGAGGAGCUGCAGACCCUCAGAGGACAGGCCAACCAGGCCAACCGCACCAAGCUAGCCGAGAACGUCGAGAUGAUAAAGCUACAGCGUGAGCUCAAACAGACGACCAGCCGGCUGGCGGCCCUGCAAACUCACGCCAACUCAUUGGAGGAGACGCUACGCACCGAGCGGCCCGCCUACGAGCGGGCCUCGCGCGAAAUGGUGGAGCUGAAGCGUCUCUACGACGAGGAGCAGGCGCGCGUGCAGCAGCUGCAACGAGACGCCUCGGCCGCCACGCUGGCCAAACAAAAACUGGAAGAAGUCGAGAUGGCGCUCAGGGAUGCGCAGCGUGAGAACGAGCUCCUGCGAGCGGCCAACGAGAAGCUCUCCGAGAUCGGCUCGGACGUCGGCUGGCAGCAACGGGAGCAGCAGGCCGACGUGGCCCAGCUGAGGGCGCAGUUGUCCAGCUCGGAGUCGAGCCUGCGCGCGGAGCAGGCGCGGCGCCGUCAGCUGUCCGAUCAGCUGACGGCCGAACAGCAGCGCUCCUGGCGGCUGCAGGCGGAGGCUCGCGACCUGCAGACCCAGCUACUGCGGGCCAUGACGAUGCAGCCGGUGCCUCCGCCGGUACCCUCUCGAGCUCUGACGGCGGAGCUGCCGGCACCGCCCAGGCCGGAGACACGUGAUAAGGCGGUGUGCACCUCUCCCCUGCCGGAUCCGGAGCGGGAGCCGCAGCCGGAGCCGGAGCCGGAGUCGUCUCCCCCUCCGGCUCCGCCCGACACCCCGACUGCAGAACUGCUCAGCCGAAUCGACACGGGCGAACCGCUGCCGCGCCAGCUGGCCGCGCUCCACUGCCGCUAUGUGGAGACGGCUCAGGAGCUCGAGAAGGCGCGCACGCUGCUCGACGUCCAGAAACAGAUCAACGCCGGCCAGCGCCAGGAGCUGGCGCUGCUCAGCACCCGGGUGAAGGAGCUGGGAGCUGAGCGAGAGCGGGCCGAGGCCGAGCUGCGUGCCGCUCUGCAGGCACGCACCGGGAGAGUUCUCCAGUUGGAGACCCGUCUCCGCGAGCUGGCGUACCGCGCGCCCGGUCAGCCGGGGCCGCCGCGGCUGGCGCCGCUGGACGCUUCCAUGCAGCUGGAACCGGGUACCUGCCUGUUGGAACUACACGUGGAGAGACUGGCUCUGGAUGUCGCCGGCCGCGCCCGGGUCGGACACGAAGGCGUCUUCCUCACAUGGAUAUUCUACAACCAGGAUAUGCACUUCACACCUGUAGUACACGCUGACCGCGGCGGAUCGGAGCUGCGCUUCGCCUGCUCGUCGCUGUACAAGGUGUUGUUGGACUCUGCGCUAAUCCAUUACCUGAGCCAGGACUUAGUGACGAUUGAAGUUCAGGGUACAGAAGGUGGCUCCGAGUGCCACCAGCUCGGCUCGACGACCAUCAGCUGCCGGGAACUGCUCGAGUAUCCCCGUAACCGUCUGCACGGGACGGCUGAGGUCGACGGCCUCGGUACACUGGCCUACUGGUUUCGCUCUGACGGGGGCGCGCUGGAACACUACCUACAAACGCGGGGAGAUGGGAUGGAGAGAGGACUGGAACGGAGCGCAGAGGAUAGAGCGGACUCCGGAGCUGGCGACCAGACCAUCAUGGCCGGUUCACCGGAUAUCUGUGAGCCCUCGGCGGCGGUGAAGCAGGGCAAAGGACCCGCGGCGGUGUCCACCCCCGUCCGGCGGCGGCUGGCCACUCGCGCCGACCCCGCCCUGCUGGCCCCGCCUGGUGGAGGGGGCCGACGGUCGAAGCGGCCGUCCCCUCGCGUCGUGACUGCUUCUGACACAGAGGUCACAGAGUAUGAGUAUAGCCCGGAGCGCACCCCACGCGGACCACCUGCCAGCCGGGCCCGCAGUGAGGCCGAUAUGGGUCGGGUGCCUCCGCGGCCGGCCGCCCGACGCCAGCCUGCCGCCCGCGGCGGCGGCGGGGGCGGCGGGGAUGCGUCGCCGCCGCGUCGUGCCGCCCCAGCCCAGAGCAGGGGACAGCAGCGGCGGCGAGAGAGUGACGUGAGGGAGGAGACGGAGACGCCACGACGCCCGUCCAGGAAGGAGAGGAGGGAGUCUGGUGGCGUGGUGGGACGUCGAGAGUCCGUCAGAGGGCAUGCUGAGCGUCGGCAGUCAGUCAGAGAAGCACAACGUCGAGAGUCAGUCAGGGGAGACACACAUCGUCGAGAGUCUGUUACAGACAGCAUAGAGCGUCGAAAAUCUUUUAGAGAGACAGAGCGUCGGGACAUCACAUCGGACAUCGGACAUCGGGACAGAGACGUCGGGACGGUCAGGGAGACAGAUCGUCGGCAAUCUGUUAGAGAGACAGAUCGCCGGCGGUCUAUCAGAGCAGAGACGGACCAUCAGGUGCCAACUCGGGACGUCAAAGAACCUCGCGUUUCGGGCCAGACCAGACCGUCCGCGGAGCCCCGGCCGGUGGGGGCCCGGGUGAUACAGUCGGGCCCGGCCCGCCCGUCGGAGGCUGAGGAGGCCCAGCGGGGGCCGCAGCAGGCGCCGCGGCCGCCACCGCGCUCCACUGGCUACGCGACGUACACUGAGUCCUCCGCGAGCGAGGCGAGUAGUCUGGAGGAGCUGGGGAGGCCCGAGACGCCGCCACGGCGCGAGCAGCGGGGCCAGGACCGGGCCGAACGGGAGGAAAAACGGGGCCAGGACCGGGCCGAACGAGAGCCACAGCAGCAGCGGCAGCAGCCACAGCCCGAGAAACGACAACAGAAACGUCCCGAGAAACAACAGCUGACUCGUGGCACAACGCUGAAAGUGGGCGGCUCCUCGGACAGCGGCGGCUCGGCCGGCGGUCCACAGAGCGGCGGCGGCAGCUCCCUUUCCUCAGCCGCUGACGGCCCGGGGGCUCCCGAUCGGUCUCCGCUGACCGCCGGUCGCUCGCCGCCCUCCCCCGACCACCCGCGGCCCCGGCGGAGGGAGCGGGCUGGUGGCAGUUCACCCUCCUCUCCGGGAGCCUGGGGAGGAGGAGGAGGGUCGGACUCGGACCGCUCCCAGGAGAGGACGGUGGUGGCGGCCGGAGGAGGGAUGCGGGUGGCGGCCGAUGUCCAUCGGCGUGGCUCGGAGAGCUCCGUGACGCCCUCGACGGGGACCGGUACCGACAGCGACGGCGUGGUGCUGCACCGGGCGGCGGCCGAGACGCCGUCUGCGUCAGAGGCGGUCACCAUCACCGUACACGAGGUCACCCUCUCCCCAUCCGCCGAGGUGUACCGGCGCGGUACCAGUACUGCCACCGGUACCCCGGGCGAUCGACCGCGGCUGUUUGUCGAGUACCGGUUCCUGGAUGUGCCGCCCGAGCAGCUGGAGUCGCCACACUCGCUACCGCUGCCCGAGCCCGGAGAGCCGCUCGUCUUCAACUUCAGGAAGGUGAUUCCGGUGGCCGGUCGCCAGCUGAGCGCCCGCCGCCGGCUGCUGACCUCCCAGCUGGAGCCAGCCUCCGCCACCACCGACCAGAACGUCAUGACGUUCACCGUGGUGGCAGAGCCAGAGGACUCAGAGGAUGAAGAGGCCGAGUGUGCUGAUGUCGGGUACGCGCAGCUCAGUCUGCCCGAGGUGCUAUCCUCUGGUCGUGAUCUAAACCAGAAUCGCCUGCCGCUCCGUACGGCCGACGGCCAGCCGGCCGGUCACCUGAGUGUCAGCCUACAGGCGCAGCAGGCGCUCCGGGCCGCCGCGUCUGGCCAGCCGGAGUAGCAGGGGAGACCCUCCCAGGUAGCGUCCGUCCCGGGAGGGGAGAGCUGGAUGAUAGAGUACGAGCAGCUAUAUCGGAACGUGCUUUGGGAGAGAGUGGGCUUAUGUCAGGAGAGUGCGAACUACCUGAGGCUGGGAUUUCUUGGCCUGCUGCUCGCCAUGAGAGGAUAUGAUUCCUCCAGUAUUGGCCUUCGAAGUGGGGUAGAGUCUAGUCACAUGCAACGGUGACCACGGGUCGCUAGUUGUGAUGGCGGUAAUUUGUGAAAUAGUGUGAUAUGGUUCUAGUCGCGAGGUGGCGCUCUGGCCCGGCCUGCGGUCAUGGGCUGAAGACUGGUUUUGAACCGAAAAUGAGAUAAAAGAGACCUAGUGUGCCGACUGCAGGAAAUGUGUGUAUAACUGAAGGCUAUGCUUGGUCUAAAAACAUGCCAUUGAACUACUGAGAAAGUGACUAUGCGGCGAAUCCAGGUAAUUUGCGUCGUUCAGGGUCAUAAUUUGUGUUUAUCAUGUAUGUAUAAUUCAAUGUCGAGUUUGCCUGCAAUAUUUACGGGACGCAGUACUUUAUUUGAUCUCAUGCAAUCAUGGACACCUGAAAUCUCGACAAAAUGGUGUGCAUUUUCCGCUCCUGUCACCGGGAACGGCAAUUCAUGCAACGUCGCUAGUCAGUCACCCAUGUUAGUCAUUUUUAUCAUGUCAAUAUUGUAAAUACCCAUAUAUUGUUUCGUGCUUUACCAUUUCUCAUUUCUUCGCUGGUGCGGCUGUCAUUUAUCGGCACAAGUUGCGAUAUUUCUAUGUUACGUGCUUCCCAAAUUUUGUCUGCUGUUGUACAAUUUAGUAGUACAAACGUAUCCGUCCUUCCGGACUUGAAGGAGAACAGCACUCUGCAAUAUGUGUGACAGCAAAACUUGUUGUUUUCACCAGUGUGACUUAUAAGCAAUCUCACAUUAGAACUUAUCGUGACACGCUAACUUCUAGUCUUUGGAGAUCAUACACGUGUGAUUAUUCUGCACUGAUUACGCACCACGGUGUCGUAUUAUUGAGAUCUCACGCUCCCGCAAGUUGCGUUAGCUGUGUCUGCGCCAUUCCCUGUUCCAUACGUUCUCCUGUCGAAUUAACACAGGACCUCUGUGUGUGGUGUGUUAACCCACGGGCCGCCGUUCCGCCCCACUUUUCGCGUUUGUAUUUUUAUACCAGCUUGCGAGAGUGUGUGUAUGGAAUGAACCACUGGACACUGGUCUAUCUCGGUUUAACUUGUUCAUUGUUGUCAUCUAAGCCUAAAAAGAUAGGCAACGUGCUGAUAUCCGGUUAACUUGCACGAUGCCAAGUUAAAGGAUCGAUUAGCACCGUUCGGUGUGGGAUUACGUAAAGCCUCAAACGGCUGCGCAUCCCUGACUUCAGGACAGAGGGUCGAUCCCAUUUUGACAUCGAGUCAGGUCACAUGUCCUUAUCUUGGUCCGCACUAAGCACUGUACCGGGUGUGUGAUCCCUGUACCGGGAUUGUGAUCCCUGUACCGGGUCUGUGAUCCCGGGGCAGGGGGACGGUCGAGGCCUCCCCCGCCUGUGCCAGCCCUUGCUGUAUACCGUCCGUCCUGUCCUAACCCGUCCUACCCGUCCCGUCUUGUCCUAAUCCCAUCCUACCCUUGUCCGUUGUCGCAUCCCGUCCUAACCUUCCCUUCCUAGCCCAUCUCGUCUAAGUCGUCCCGUCCCGUUUCGUCAUAAUCCAUCUUACUUCCGUCUGUUUUGUCCCGUCUUCAUGUAUUCCAAUUCUUUCCGUCCCGUCCCACGUCGUCCCUUUCUUCCCAAUCCCACCAACGUCGCUGUGGCUGCCAUUCCGUCCAUUGCUGUUGCUCGAGUACGAAAUGACUCCGUCCAGUGCUGUUUUGCUUCUGCGAGUCAAAGUGCAGAGUUGAAUACAGUCAAGUUGGAUGACA